AUAAUUAAGAUUAAACAAUUUUUAAAAGAAUUAAUAAUGUGAUUAGUAACCAGAAUAAUAUUUUGUCUCGCACUAACUGAAUGCGGUGGUUUCUCUUAAACUUUACGUAGCGGAGAUGAACGUAAAACAGAUAUCUAAAAAGAGAAAAUUUGUGGCUGAUGGUGUGUUCCGUGCCGAACUGAACAAUUUCCUCAUGAAGGAAUUGUCAGAAGAUGGCUACAGUGGUGUUGAAGUCCGUGUAACUCCCACCAGAACCGAGAUCAUUAUUUUGGCCACCAGAACCCAGAAUGUUCUUGGAGAGAAAGGACGACGGAUCAGAGAAUUGACAUCUGUUGUACAGAAACGGUUUCGUUUCCCAGAAGGUUCAGUUGAGCUGUAUGCUGAAAAAGUGGCCACCCGUGGUUUGUGUGCCAUAGCUCAAUGUGAAUCAUUACGAUACAAAUUAAUUGGUCAGCUACCAGUAAGAAGAGCUUGCUAUGGUGUCCUUCGUUUUAUCAUGGAGUCUGGAGCUAAAGGCUGUGAGAUUGUCGUGUCUGGUAAAUUGCGGGGUCAGAGAGCCAAAUCUAUGAAAUUUGUUGAUGGUUUGAUGAUCCACAGUGGUGACCCAGUAAAUGACUAUAUCGAUACAGCAGUCAGACAUGUGUUACUUCGGCAAGGUGUGUUGGGAAUUAAAGUGAAGAUUAUGUUACCAUUUGAUCCCAAUGGCAAGAUAGGACCUAAACGUCCUCUACCAGAUCAUGUUAGUAUUGUUGAACCAAAAGAAGAAGUAAUAGUACAGACCCCAUACAGUGAACAUAAAGGAGUUAAACCACCUGCAGAAGCUCCCCCAGUUUCAUCAUAAAGUGGGCUCCAAAAGCUGAUUUUAUGGAUAAAUAAACGAUUUGGAAGAGUUUAAAA
This is a messenger RNA of Octopus bimaculoides (California two-spot octopus), 897 nucleotides long. Its product is annotated as small ribosomal subunit protein uS3B. Gene Ontology annotation, cellular component: nucleus; cytosolic small ribosomal subunit. Gene Ontology annotation, biological process: translation; positive regulation of apoptotic signaling pathway. Lineage: Eukaryota; Metazoa; Mollusca; Cephalopoda; Octopoda; Octopodidae. Gene Ontology annotation, molecular function: RNA binding; structural constituent of ribosome. The record is from RefSeq and is a predicted model, not a curated record.